AUGAUAAAUUCUUUACUUAUCAAGCUCCUAGUUGUGCUCUCCUUAGCUUCGGCCAAUAUGGCCUCGCCUAUUGCUUUUCAUCAUUUGAAGAAAAGAGCCAUUACUCAAACUGCCUAUAUUACUGCUGCGGAGUAUGUUACAACCACCAUCGAAGUCAGCGAGGGCGAGAAUAAAGAUGUCUCAACAACUUCUAGUGCCACUAGUACUGGUUCUAUUUCAUAUGCUACCGCAUCUGUCACUUCAUCAUAUAUAUCAUCGUCUGCCGCUCUGAGCACAUCUACUUCUUCCAGUGCUUCUAGUUCUGCUUCCUCUUCUUCUCAAGUCAGCAACACUACAGAAAGUGGAAGUAAAGGUAUCACUUAUUCUCCAUACACAAGUAGUGGUGGUUGUAAAGACUUGUCUACUGUGAAAUCAGACUUCGCAAAACUUACUGAUUUUGAUGUGAUCAGAAUUUACGACACCGAUUGUAGUCAAGUUGAAAACGUCUUGCAAGCCAAAUCUGACUCCCAAAAAAUCUUUGUUGGUAUCUUUUAUGUGAGUAGUAUUGAUAGUUCAGUUUCCACCAUUGCUAGUGCUGUUGGUAGCUAUGGAAGUUGGGAUGACAUCUAUGCCGUCUCCGUUGGUAAUGAACUCGUCAACAACAAUGAGGCUAGUGUCAGUGAUAUCCAAAGCUAUAUUAGUCAAGCCAAAUCAGCUCUUUCUGCCCACAAUUAUAAUGGCAAAGUUGUUUCUGUGGAUACUUUCAAUGCGGUGAUUGCCCACACAGAACUUUGUACCGCUGGUGACUUUAUUGCUAUCAAUGCUCAUGCAUUCUUUGACUCCACUUGUUCUGCUGCAAAUGCUGGAGAAUGGCUUAAAAAGACUAUUGAAGAGGUUGCCUCGGCUUGUAAUGUGGACCUGGACCAGAUUUUAAUUACAGAAUCUGGUUGGCCUUCUGCUGGUAAUGACAACGGUGAUGCCAUUCCCGGCGAAGACAAUCAAACGACUGCUAUUUCUGCCAUUAAGGAAACAGUGGGAGAUCAAGUAUUAUUAUUCACUGCCUUUAAUGACUUAUGGAAACAACCAGGAGCCUUUGACGUUGAGCAACAUUUUGGUAUUCUCUCCUAG
Saccharomycopsis crataegensis is the source of this 1107-nucleotide messenger RNA. RefSeq lists its product as uncharacterized. NCBI's taxonomy places the organism in Eukaryota, Fungi, Ascomycota, Saccharomycetes, Ascoideales, Saccharomycopsidaceae. The transcript has a single exon. Gene Ontology annotation, cellular component: cell surface; extracellular region; fungal-type cell wall. Bases 1 to 1107 code for a protein of 368 amino acids. Gene Ontology annotation, molecular function: glucan endo-1,3-beta-D-glucosidase activity. Gene Ontology annotation, biological process: cell wall organization; carbohydrate metabolic process. The record is from RefSeq and is a predicted model, not a curated record.